This is a messenger RNA of Trametes versicolor FP-101664 SS1, 501 nucleotides long. RefSeq lists its product as uncharacterized. The transcript is spliced from 2 exons. The record is from RefSeq and is a predicted model, not a curated record. The annotation marks the transcript as partial. NCBI's taxonomy places the organism in Eukaryota, Fungi, Basidiomycota, Agaricomycetes, Polyporales, Polyporaceae.
GCAUGGACGGAUGCAGCGGGAAUGGUUCAGAGCUACAGCGACGACAUGAUCGCCCGAUGGAACAAGGAGAUUGAUACCUAUCUCGUCUUUGCGGGCUUAUUCUCCGCCAUCCUUACCGCUUUCAACGUACAGUCGUACCUUCUCCUCCAGCCCGCAGCGCCCGAUCCAUCCAUCGCUGUUCUACAACGGAUCUCCUCGCAGCUUGAUAGCUUUUCGAUCAAUCCUCCAUUCGUCAAUUCCACUCAGCCGUCGAACUCCAGCCUCACGAACGCAAACACCCCGCCCCCUGCCCCGCGUUGGGCCGUCUGGCUCAACGCGCUGUGGUUCUCGGGACUCAUACUCAGCCUGACCUCAGCCUCCGUAGGCAUCAUGGUCAAACAAUGGCUGAAUGAGUACGGCAGCGGUGUUUCCGGGACCUCCCGUCCUAUCGCCCGGGUGCGCCAGUAUCGCUUGCAUAACCUGCAAAGAUGGCACGUAGAGGAUGUCGUCGGUACUAUCCCC